Molecule: messenger RNA, 22450 nt
Organism: Rattus norvegicus (Norway rat)
Lineage: Eukaryota; Metazoa; Chordata; Mammalia; Rodentia; Muridae
Gene: Muc19
Product: mucin 19, oligomeric
Exons: 48
Coding region: 41-22288 (7415 amino acids)
Cellular component (GO): extracellular region
Source: RefSeq, marked validated
CCGGCACGCAGUCUCUACGCUUAGGUCCCAGAUCGUCACCAUGAAGCUGAUACUUCUGUACCUGGCCGUGGUGCUCUGCACCGUUUGCAAAGGUACAGCAAGUUCAUCUAGACACAAAACGAGUGGGCCACCCAGUACUUCAGAAAAAGCAUCCCAUGUCCCAGAAGCAACCCCCACAUACUCAGAAGCAAACGAAGUUGCUGGAGAAGCGGCUACGUGGGGCAAGGGCACGUACAAAGCUCUCAAUGGCCGCAUCUUUUCCUUCGAGUCCGAGUGCACAUUCACUUUUUGCCGAGACUGUGCUGAGUCCGGAGAAGACUUCAAUGUUGAGAUCAAAAGGCAUGAGAAUGGUGACAUCGAAGAAAUCAAGGCCCUGAUCGAUGAUGUUGGGAUCUUGGUUGUGCGUGAUACUAUUUCUGUCAAUGAAGAAAGGGUGCAGAUGCCAUUCAGCAAUAAAAUGAUCCACAUUAAGAAGCAAGGCGACCACUACGUUCUCAAAACCCGCAGAAAAAUCUUGUCUUUGAGCUGGGGCAAGAACAAACUCUCACUCACUCUUUAUAGACAGUACAUAACCUGUGGUCUUUGCGGCGACUUCAACAGUGUCCCAGGGGAAGAAGAUAUUAAUGAGCACAUUGCCAAUAGCAAAAUUUCCAAUGACUGCCCGAGCACUUUGAGCAGGAACAAUGAAGUCUGCGAGGAUGGAGUCCAGUAUUGUGACAGGAUUAUUGGAACGUACUUUGAGAAAUGUUCGAAAGUUUCCCCUUUAUCCAGCGAGUACAAAAACGUGUGCGUCGAUGAGUACUGCCGAACUGGAGGGAACAAGCAGACCACAUGUAACACCUACUCAGAACUGGCCCGCCUGUGUGCUUACGAUGGUCCUGGCGUCUUUGAACACUGGCGAGAUGACUCUGCUGUGGUUUGCGCAAAGCAGCAGUGUCCAGGAAAGCACAUCUACAAAGAAUGUGGACCUUCAAAUCCUCCAACCUGCUCUAAUGUGGCUCCCUUUCAAGACAGUGAAUGCGUGAGUGGCUGCACCUGUCCAGAAGGUUACCUGUUGGAUGAUAUUAGAGAGAAAGGAAAGUGUGUAUUAAAGGAAAAAUGUCCCUGUGAAUCUAAUGGGAAAGUGUAUAAGCCAGGAGAAGUCCGAGAAGGCCCCUGCGGCUCUCAGUGCACAUGCCAAGAAGCAAAGUGGUCUUGCACCGAAGCUCGCUGUCCUGGGAUAUGUAAGGUGGAAGGGAGCUCCUUUACUACUUUUGAUGACAAUAAAUUUAGCCACCCUGGAGACUGUCACUUCUUGGCUGUCCACAAUGAUGAAAUCUCUAUCAGCGUUGAGAUCCAUCCAUGUGGGGAUGGUCAGACAGGAUCCUGCUUAACCAGUGUUAUGGUUCUCCUGAAUUCUUCUACUUCAGGUAACAGAUUUGUGUUCAACCGUGAUGGGACAGUCACAAAGGAUGGAGUUAUAAUUAAAGGCUAUUACUAUUCAGAUGGAGUACAGAUCUUCAAUUCAUCUUCUUUGUACAUGCAAGCGGAAAUACUCUCUCACAUAAAGUUGCAAAUACAAAUGGUUCCUAAGAUGCAGUUGUACGUGUCCCUGGCCCCUGACACAUCCACAGACACCGUAGGUCUCUGUGGUUCCUUCAACAAUAAGGCAGAAGAUGACUUUAUGUCAAGUCAGAAAAUUCUGGAGAGCACAGCUCAGGCAUUUGCUAACUCCUGGGAGAUGAUGCCUUGCCCUAAGGGAAGCCCCUCCUCCUGUGUCAGCAUCGAAACAGAGAAGUUUGCCGAAAGUAACUGUGAGAUUCUUCUCAGCUCAAGUGGGCCUUUUGCGGCCUGUCAUCAAACUGUGGACCCCAAAUUCUAUCAUGAGGAAUGCAAAAGAUACACGUGCUCUUGUGAAAACAGUCAGGAUUGCCUGUGCACCGUCCUAGGGAACUAUGUAAAAGCAUGUGCUGAGAAAGAAACCUACCUUGUGGGCUGGAGAGAUGGACUGUGCGAGGUCUCUUGUCCGACUGGUCUUGUCUUCAACUACAAAGUGAAAACCUGUAACAGUUCUUGCCGAUCGCUGUCGGCACGAGACCGAAGCUGUGAUAUAGAGGACAUUCUGGUUGACGGAUGUACCUGCCCUGAUGGAAUGUACCAGAAUAACGAAGGGAACUGUGUCCAGAAAUCCGAGUGUGACUGCUAUGUUGAGGAUGAGACCGUGCAACCUGGCAAAUCCAUCCUUAUUGAUGACAAUAAAUGUGUCUGUCAGGAUGGAGUGCUUCACUGCCAAACUCCCCUUGAUUUAACCUUACAAAACUGUUCCAGAGGGGCUGAAUACAUAGACUGCAAAGAUCCCAAGGCACAGAGAAGGACUGAAAGGACAUGUGCUACCCGGAACAUACCUGAUUUUGAGGGUGACUUGCCUUGCAAACGUGGGUGCUACUGUCCUGUAGGAAUGGUCCGUAACUCUAAAGGGAUAUGUAUACAUCCUGAUGACUGCCCCUGCUCUUUCGGUGACAGAGAAUAUGAACAAGGAAGUGUUACUUCUGUUGGCUGCAAUGAGUGUACUUGCAUAAAAGGGUCUUGGAACUGUACCCAAAAUGAGUGUCAGUCCACUUGCCACGUCUAUGGAGAAGGACAUUAUAGAACUUUUGAUGGAGAAAGCUACAGCUUCGAUGGGCUCUGCCAGUAUACAUUCCUUGAGGAUUAUUGUGGCCAAGAAAACGGCACAUUCCGUAUUUUAACCGAGAGUGUCCCCUGCUGUGAAAACGGGCUUACCUGCUCCAGAAAAAUCAUUGUGGCUUUCCAGGAUCAGAACAUCAUCUUACAAGACGGUAAAGUAACGGCGGUUCAAACUGCGGAAAGUGAGGAUUGCGAGCGCAGUGCGAGCUCGUACUCGAUCCACACUGUCGGCCUGUACCUGAUUGUGAAGCUUCUGAAUGGAAUCAUCCUGAUUUGGGACAAAUACACAAAAGUGUCUGUUAUUCUGGACCCAAGCUGGCAGAACAAAGUGUGCGGUCUUUGUGGAAAUAACAAUGGCGAUCUUAAGGAUGACUUCACAACCAGGCACUCUUCAGUAGCUGCUGGAGCACUGGAAUUUGCAAACAGCUGGAAAACAAGUCAGGAAUGUUCAGAUACAGUAACUCAAAGCUUCCCGUGUGACUCGAACCCGUACUGCAAAGCCUGGGCUGAGAAGAAAUGCGAGAUCAUCAGGGAUGACACCUUCAGAGACUGCCACAGCAAGGUGGACCCCACGACUUAUUACAAUGCAUGUAUUGAAGAAGCCUGCUCUUGUGACAUGGAGGGGAAGUACCUUGGCUUCUGUACUGCUGUGGCAAUGUAUGCCGAGGCGUGCAACGCAGCCGGAGUCUGUGUCUCGUGGAGAAAGCCAAACCUCUGCCCUGUGUACUGUGACUACUACAAUGCCCCUGGGGAGUGCAGCUGGCACUACGAACCUUGCGGUACCGUGACAGCCAAAACAUGCAAAGAUCAGGUCAUCGGCCAGAAGUUUUCUUCACUUUUGGAAGGCUGUUAUGCCAAGUGCCCAGAAAACGCACCCUAUCUGGACGAGAACACCAUGAAGUGUGUCCAGUUAUCCGAGUGUAGCUGCUUCUACAACGACGUCAUACCAGCAGGGGGCGCUGUUGUGGAUGACUGUGGAAGAACAUGCUCCUGUACGGCCGGCGAGUUGGAGUGCAGCGAAACUCCUACGAACUCAACAUCAGCAGAUAAAGUUUCUCUGGCUCCAACUACUUCCGUAUUAAGUACAUCGGCAGUGACAACGGGGGCCAGAAGCUCCACGUCAGAGUCUCGAGAAACUACAGUUCGAGCUGGCAGUUCAACAAUGGAAGCCCUCACUGCUGGAAAAGCAGAAGCAGGCAUUAUGGCCACGGCCACCACCGUGACAGUCUCUAAUGCCACCUCAGCUCCUGUCUCAACAUCUGGAAAUCCUGGUACAACAGACGCUCCUGCCGGCACCACUGCCAGUGCAGCCUCUACUCCUGGAAAGGCAGAUACGACCACUACCACCACAGCUGCUCCCACAGCAGCCUCUAAUGAAAGCUCAGGUCCUGCUUCUACAGCUGAAAGUCCAGCCUCCACUCUAGGCUCUUCUACAAGCCCUGUUCCUGCUGUCUCCACAGGGGCGAGGGAAGGCACAACGGCUGUGUCUAAUAGAACUUCAGCUCCUGUCCCCAUGUCUGAAGGAGUAGGUAGUUCAGGAGGCCCGAAUGUAACCACAGGACCUGUUGACUCCACAGCUGGGGGACAGUCCACUACACCAGCACCUACAGGAAGCUCAGCUCCUGCUUUGCCUACCUCUGGCAGAAGUGGGCUGAGAGGAGACUCUACUGCAACAGCACCUCCUGUCUCCCCAUCUGAACAACGCAUGGUCACAGAAGAACUUGCUACCACCCCGCCCAAUGCAGCCUCCACUUCUGAAAAAGCAGACACUACACACACCACCAGCACCAGCACCACCACCACCAUGGCAGUCUCCAAUGGAACGUCAGCUGCUGUCUCCACAUCUGGUCAACCUGGCUCUUCUACAGGACCAGCUGGUACCUCAGGCAGUGCAGCCUCCACUUCUAGAAUUGCAGAAAAAACCACUACAACAAAUCAAACCAACAGCACCGCCACCCCCACUACCCCCACCAACACCACCACCAACACAAUUGCAGUCUCUAAUGAAACAACACCUACUGCCUCCAUAUCUGGAGAAACUGGCACACCAGCAGAAACUAUUGGUACCUCAGAACAUGCAGGCGCCACUACUGGACAGGCAGACACCUCCACUAGGGCAACCACCACCAAUACAAUCUCCACCGUCACCACCGUGACAGUCUCUAAUGCCACCUCAGGUCCUGUCUCAACAUCUGGAAAUCCUGGUAGAACAGACGCUCCUGCCGGCACCACUGCCAGUGCAGCCUCUACUCCUGGAAAGGCAGAUACAACCACUACCACCACAGCUGCUCCCACAGCAGUCUCUAAUGAAAGCUCAGGUCCUGCUUCUACAGCUGAAAGUCCAGCCUCCACUCUAGGCUUUUCUACAAGCCCUGUUCCUGCUGUCUCCACAGUGUUGGUGGAAAUCACAACAGCUGUGUCUAAAGGAACUUCAGCUCCUGUCACUGCAUCUAAAGGAGUAGGCAGUUCAACAGGCACUAAUGGAAACUCAGGUCGUGUUCUUUCCACAGCUGGGGGACAGGCCAGUACACCAGCACCUACUGGAAGCUCAGCUCCUGCCUUGUCUACCUCUGUCACAGGUGGGCUGAGGGCAGCCUCUAAUUCAACAGCACCUCCUGUCUCCCCAUCUCAACAACCUGUGUACACAGCAGAACUUAUUCUCAUCUCGCCAAAUGCAGCCCCCACUUCUGAAAAAUCAGAAUCUACGACCACCACCAGCACCAGCACCACCACCAACAUCGUCACAGUCUCUAAUGCCACCUCAGCUCCUGUCUCAACAUCUGGAAAUCCUGGUGGAACAGAUUCUCCUGCUGGCAGCAAUGCCAGUGCAGCCACUAAACCUGCAAGGGCAGAUAUGACCACUACCACCACAGCUGCUCCCACGGAAGUCUCUAAUGAAAGCUCAGGUCCUGCUUCUACAGCUGAAAGUCCAGCCUCUACUCUAGGCUCUUCUACAAGCCCUGUUCCUGCUGUCUCCACAGUGUUGAUGGAUGUCACAACAGCUGUGUCUAAAGGAACUUCAGCUCCUGUCACUGCAUCUGAAGGAGUAGGCAGUUCAACAGGCCCUAAUGGAACCGCUGGUCCUGUUGUCUCCACAGCUGGGGGACAGGCCAGUACACCAGCACCUACUGGAAGCUCAGCUCCUGCCUUGUCUACCUCUGGCACAAGUGGGCUGAGGGCAGCCUCUAAUUCAACAGCACCUCCUGUCUCCCCAACUCAACAGCCUGUGAACACAGCAGAACUUGCUCUCACCUCACCAAAUGCAGCCCCCACUUCUGAAAAAGCAGAAACCACAAGUAUGACCAGCAGCAGCACCAGCACCACCACCACCAGCACCACCACCACCAAAACAGUCUCUAGUGGAACAUCAGCUGCUGUCUCCACAUCUGGUCAACCUGGCUCUUCUACAGGACCAGCUAGUACCACAGGCAGUGCAGCCUCCACUUCUGGAAAAGGAGAUACCACCACGACCACCAACACAACCACCAGCACCACCACGAUUUCAGUCUCUAAUGAAACAACAACUGUUGCCUCCAUAUCAGGAGAAACUGGCACAGCAGCAGAACCCGUUGGUACCUCAGAACGUGGAGCCUCCACUGCUCUAAAGGCAGACACCACCACUAGCGCCACCACCACCACCACCAUCGUCGCAGUCUCUAAUGCCACCUCAGCUCCUGUCUCAACAUCUGGAAAUCCUGGUAGAACAGAUUCUCCUGCUGGCACCACUGCCAGUGCAGCCACUAAACCUGCAAGGGCAGAUACGACCACUACCACCACAGCUGCUCCCACGGCAGUCUCUAAUGAAAGCUCAGGUCCUGCUUCUACAACUGAAAGUCCAGCCUCCACUCUAGGCUCUUCUACAAGCCCUGUUCCUGCUGUCUCCACAGUGUUAAUGGAAUUCACAACAGCUCUGUCUAAAGGAACUUCAGCUCCUGUCACCACAUCUGAAGGAGUAGGCAGUUCAACAGGCCCUAAUGGAACCGCUGGUCCUGUUGUCUCCACACCUGGGGGACAGGCCAGUACACCAGCACCUACUGGAAGCUCAGCUCCUGCCUUGUCUACCUCUGGCACAAGUGGGCUGAGGGCAGCCUCUAAUUCAACAGCACCUCCUGUCUCCCCAUCUCAACAACCUGUGAACACAGCAGAACUUGCUCUCACCUCACCAAAUGCAGCCCACACUUCUGAAAAAGCAGAAACCACAAGUACAACCAGCACCAGCACCAGAGCCACAACCACCACCAAAACAGUCUCUUAUGGAUCGUCAGCUGCUGUCUCCACAUCUGGACAACCUGGCUCUUCUACAAGACCAGCUGAUACCUCAGGCAGUGCAGCCUCCACUUCUGGAAACGCAGACACCACCAGGACCACCACCACAACCACCAGCACAGCCAACCCCACCACCACCACAACCACCACCACGAUUGUACUCUCUAAUGAAACAACACCUGUUGCCCCCACAUCUGUAGAAGAUGGCACACCAGCAGAACCAGUUGCCACCUCGCCCAAUGCAGCCCCCACUUCUGAAAAAGCAGACACCACAACCACGACCAGCAGCAGCGCCAGCACCACAACCACCAGCAUUACAACCAUGGCAGUCUCUAAUGGAACGUCAGCUGCUGUCUCCACAUCUGGUCAACCUGGCUCUUCUAAAGGACCCGCUGGUACCUCAGGGAGUGCAGCCUCCACUUUUGGAAACGCAGACACCACCACGACCACCACCACAACCACCACCACCACCACCACCACCACGAUUUCAGUCUCUAAUGAAACAACAACUUUUGCCUCCAUAUCUGGAGAAACUGGCACACCAGCAGAAACCGUUGGUACCUCAGAACGUACAGCCUCCACUGCUCUAAAGGCAGACACCACCACUAGCGCCACCACCACCAACAACACCGUCGCAGUCUCUAAUGCCACCUCAGCUCCUGUCUUAACAUCUGGAAAUCCUGGUAUAACAGAUUCUCCUGCUGGCACCACUGCCAGUGCAGCCACUAAACCUGCAAGGGCAGAUAGGAUCACUACCACCACAGCUGCUCCCACGGCAGUCUCUAAUGAAAGCUCAGGUCCUGCUUCUACAGCUGAAAGUCCAGGCUCCACUCUAGUCUCUUCUACAAGCCCUCUUCCGGCUGUCUCCACAGGGGCGAGUGAAGGCACAACAGCUCUGUCUCAAGGAACUUCAGCUCCUGUCACCACAUCUGAAGGAGUAGGCAGUUCAAAAGAACCUAAUGGAACCGCUGGUCCUGUUGUCUCCACAGCUGGGGGACAGGCCAGUACACUACCACCUACUGGAAGCUCGGCUCCUGCUUUGUCUACCUCUGGCACAAGUGGGCUGAGGGCAGCCUCUAAUUCAACAGCACCUCCUGUCUCCCCAUCUCAACAACCUGUGAACACAGCAGAACUUGUUCUCACCUCACCAAAUGCAGCCCCCACUUCUGAAAAAGCAGAAACCACAAGUACAACCAGCACCAGCACCAGCACCACCACAACCACCAAAACGGUCUCUUAUGGAUCAUCAGCUGCUGUCUCCACAUCUGGACAACCUGGCUCUUCUAAAGGACCAGCUGGUACCUCAGGCAGUGCAUCCUCCACUACUGGAAAUGCAGACACCACCACGACCACCACCACAACCACCAGCACAGCCAACCCCACCACCACCACAACCACCACCACGAUUGUACUCUCUAAUGAAACAACACCUGUUGCCUCCACAUCUGUAGAAGAUGGCACACCAGCAGAACCAGUUGCCACCUCGCCCAAUGCAGCCCCCACUUCUGAAAAAGCAGACACCACAACCACGACCAGCACCAGCACCAGCACCACAACCACCAGCAUUACCACCAUGGCAGUCUCUAAUGGAACGUCAGCUGCUGUCUCCACAUCUGGUCAACCUGGCUCUUCUAAAGGACCCGCUGGUACCUCAGGCAGUGAAGUCUCCACUUCUGGAAAAAGAGACACCACCACGACCACCACCACCACCAGGACUUCAGUCUCUAAUGAAACAACAACUGUUGCCUCCAUAUCUGUAGAAACUGGCACACCAGCAGAACCCAUUGGUACCUCAGAACGUGCAGGCUCCACUGCUCUAAAGGCAGAUACCACCACUAGCGACACCACCACCACCACCACCACCAUCGUCGCAGUCUCUAAUGCCACCUCAGCUCCUGUCUCAACUUCUGGAAAUCCUGGUAGAACAGAUUCUCCUGCUGGCACCACUGCCAGUGCAGCCACUAAACCUGUAAGGGCAGAUACGGCAGCCUCUAAUGAAAGCUCAGGUCCUCCUUCUACAACUGAAGGUCCAGCCUCUACUCUAGGCUCUUUUACAAGCCCUGUUCCUGCUGUCUCCACAGUGUUGAUGGAUGUCACAACAGCUGUAUCUAAAGGAAAUUCAGCUCCUGUCACCACAUCUGAAGGAGUAGGCAGUUCAACAGGCCCUAAUGGAACCGCAGGUCCUGUUGUCUCCACAUCUGAGGGACAGGCCAGUACACCAGCACCUACUGGAAGCUCAGCUCCUGCCUUGUCUACCUCUGGCACAAGUGGGCUGAGGGCAGCCUCUAAUUCAACAGCACCUCCUGUCUCCCCAUCUCAACAACCUGUGAACACAGCAGAACUUGCUCUCACCUCACCAAAUGCCGCCCCCACUUCUGAAAAAGCAGAAACCAAAAGUACGACCAGCACCAGCAACAGCACCACCACCAGCACCACCAAAACGGUCUCUAGUGGAACAUCAGCUGCUGUCUCCACAUCUGGACAACGUGGGUCUUCUACAGGACCAGCUGGUACCUCAGGCAGUGCAACCUCCACUUCUGGAAACGCAGACACCACCACGACCACCACCAUAACCACCAGCACAGCCAACCCCACCACCACCACAACCACCACCACGAUUGUACUCUCUAAUGAAACAACACCUGUUGCCUCCACAUCUGUAGAAGAUGGCACACCAGCAGAACCACUUGCCACCUCGCCCAAUGCAGCCCCCACUUCUGAAAAAGCAGACACCACAACCACGACCAGCACCAGCAACAGCACCACAACCGCCAGCAUUACCACCAUGGCAGUCUCUAAUGGAACGUCAGCUGAUGUCUCCACAUCUGGUCAACCUGGCUCUUCUAAAGGACCCGCUGGUACCUCAGGGAGUGCAGCCUCCACUUUUGGAAACGCAGACACCACCACGACCACCACCACAACCACCACCACCACCACGAUUUCAGUCUCUAAUGAAACAACAACUGUUGCCUCCAUAUCUGGAGAAACUGGCACACCAGCAGAAACCGUUGGUACCUCAGAACGUGCAGCCUCCACUGCUCUAAAGGCAGACACCACCACUAGGGCCACCACCACCACCAACACCGUCGCAGUCUCUAAUGCCACCUCAGCUCCUGUCUCAAGUUCUGGAAAUCCUGGUAGAACAGAUUCUCCUGCUGGCACCACUGCCAGUGCAGCCACUAAACCUGCAAGGGCAGAUACGACCACUACCACCACAGCUGCUCCCACGGCAGUCUCUGAUGAAAGCUCAGGUCCUGCUUCUACAGUUGAAAGUCCGGCCUCUACUCUAGGCUCUUCUACAAGCCCUGUUCCUGCUGUCUCCACAGUGUUGAUGGAAGUCACAACAGAUCUGUCUAAAGGAACUUCAGCUCCUGUCACCACAUCUGAAGGAGUAGGCAGUUCAACAGGCCCUAAUGGAACCGCUGGUCCUGUUGUCUCCACACCUGGGGCACAGGCCAGUACACCAGCACCUACUGGAAGCUCAGCUCCUGCCUUGUCUACCUCUGGAACAAGUGGGCUGAGGGCAGCCUCUAAUUCAACAGCACCUCCUGUCUCCCCAUCUCAACAACCUGUGAACACAGCAGAACUUGUUCUCACCUCACCAAAUGCAGCCCCCACUUCUGAAAAAGCAGAAACCACAAGUACAACCAGCACCAGCACCAGCACCACCACAACCACCAAAACGGUCUCUUAUGGAUCAUCAGCUGCUGUCUCCACAUCUGGACAACCUGGCUCUUCUAAAGGACCAGCUGGUACCUCAGGCAGUGCAUCCUCCACUACUGGAAAUGCAGACACCACCACGACCACCACCACAACCACCAGCACAGCCAACCCCACCACCACCACAACCACCACCACGAUUGUACUCUCUAAUGAAACAACACCUGUUGCCUCCACAUCUGUAGAAGAUGGCACACCAGCAGAACCAGUUGCCACCUCGCCCAAUGCAGCCCCCACUUCUGAAAAAGCAGACACCACAACCACGACCAGCACCAGCACCAGCACCACAACCACCAGCAUUACCACCAUGGCAGUCUCUAAUGGAACGUCAGCUGCUGUCUCCACAUCUGGUCAACCUGGCUCUUCUAAAGGACCCGCUGGUACCUCAGGCAGUGAAGUCUCCACUUCUGGAAAAAGAGACACCACCACGACCACCACCACCACCAGGACUUCAGUCUCUAAUGAAACAACAACUGUUGCCUCCAUAUCUGUAGAAACUGGCACACCAGCAGAACCCAUUGGUACCUCAGAACGUGCAGGCUCCACUGCUCUAAAGGCAGAUACCACCACUAGCGACACCACCACCACCACCACCACCAUCGUCGCAGUCUCUAAUGCCACCUCAGCUCCUGUCUCAACUUCUGGAAAUCCUGGUAGAACAGAUUCUCCUGCUGGCACCACUGCCAGUGCAGCCACUAAACCUGUAAGGGCAGAUACGGCAGCCUCUAAUGAAAGCUCAGGUCCUCCUUCUACAACUGAAGGUCCAGCCUCUACUCUAGGCUCUUUUACAAGCCCUGUUCCUGCUGUCUCCACAGUGUUGAUGGAUGUCACAACAGCUGUAUCUAAAGGAAAUUCAGCUCCUGUCACCACAUCUGAAGGAGUAGGCAGUUCAACAGGCCCUAAUGGAACCGCAGGUCCUGUUGUCUCCACAUCUGAGGGACAGGCCAGUACACCAGCACCUACUGGAAGCUCAGCUCCUGCCUUGUCUACCUCUGGCACAAGUGGGCUGAGGGCAGCCUCUAAUUCAACAGCACCUCCUGUCUCCCCAUCUCAACAACCUGUGAACACAGCAGAACUUGCUCUCACCUCACCAAAUGCCGCCCCCACUUCUGAAAAAGCAGAAACCAAAAGUACGACCAGCACCAGCAACAGCACCACCACCAGCACCACCAAAACGGUCUCUAGUGGAACAUCAGCUGCUGUCUCCACAUCUGGACAACGUGGGUCUUCUACAGGACCAGCUGGUACCUCAGGCAGUGCAACCUCCACUUCUGGAAACGCAGACACCACCACGACCACCACCAUAACCACCAGCACAGCCAACCCCACCACCACCACAACCACCACCACGAUUGUACUCUCUAAUGAAACAACACCUGUUGCCUCCACAUCUGUAGAAGAUGGCACACCAGCAGAACCACUUGCCACCUCGCCCAAUGCAGCCCCCACUUCUGAAAAAGCAGACACCACAACCACGACCAGCACCAGCAACAGCACCACAACCGCCAGCAUUACCACCAUGGCAGUCUCUAAUGGAACGUCAGCUGAUGUCUCCACAUCUGGUCAACCUGGCUCUUCUAAAGGACCCGCUGGUACCUCAGGGAGUGCAGCCUCCACUUUUGGAAACGCAGACACCACCACGACCACCACCACAACCACCACCACCACCACGAUUUCAGUCUCUAAUGAAACAACAACUGUUGCCUCCAUAUCUGGAGAAACUGGCACACCAGCAGAAACCGUUGGUACCUCAGAACGUGCAGCCUCCACUGCUCUAAAGGCAGACACCACCACUAGGGCCACCACCACCACCAACACCGUCGCAGUCUCUAAUGCCACCUCAGCUCCUGUCUCAAGUUCUGGAAAUCCUGGUAGAACAGAUUCUCCUGCUGGCACCACUGCCAGUGCAGCCACUAAACCUGCAAGGGCAGAUACGACCACUACCACCACAGCUGCUCCCACGGCAGUCUCUAAUGAAAGCUCAGGUCCUGCUUCUACAGUUGAAAGUCCGGCCUCUACUCUAGGCUCUUCUACAAGCCCUGUUCCUGCUGUCUCCACAGUGUUGAUGGAAGUCACAACAGAUCUGUCUAAAGGAACUUCAGCUCCUGUCACCACAUCUGAAGGAGUAGGCAGUUCAACAGGCCCUAAUGGAACCGCUGGUCCUGUUGUCUCCACACCUGGGGCACAGGCCAGUACACCAGCACCUACUGGAAGCUCAGCUCCUGCCUUGUCUACCUCUGGAACAAGUGGGCUGAGGGCAGCCUCUAAUUCAACAGAACCUCCUGUCUCCCCAUCUCAACAACCUGUGAACACAGCAGAACUUGCUCUCCCCUCACCAAAUGCAGCCCCCACUUCUGAAAAAGCAGAAACCACAAGUACGACCAGCACAAGCACCAGCACCACCACCACCACCACCAAAACGGUCUCUUAUGGAUCGUCAGCUGCUGUCUCCACAUCUGGACAACCUGGCUCUUCUACAGGACCAGCUGGUACCUCAGGCAGUGCAGCCUCCACUUCUGGAAAUGCAGACACCACCACGACCACCACCACAACCACCAGCACAGCCAACCCCACCACCACCACAACCACCACCAGGAUUGUAAUCUCUAAUGAAACAACACCUGUUGCCUCCACAUCUGUAGAAGAUGGCACACCAGCAGAACCACUUGCCACCUCGCCCAAUGCAGCCCCCACUUCUGAAAAAGCAGACACCACAACCACGACCAGCACCAGCACCAGCACCACAACCACCAGCAUUACCACCAUGGCAGUCUCUAAUGGAACGUCAGCUGCUGUCUCCACAUCUGGUCAACCUGGCUCUUCUAAAGGACCUGCUGGUACCUCAGGGAGUGCAGCCUCCACUUCUGGAAACGCAGACACAACCACAACCACCACCACAACCAACACCACCACCACGAUUUCAGUCUCUAAUGAAAUAACAACUGUUGCCUCCAUAUCUGGAGGAACUGGAACACCAGCAGAAUCCAUUGGUACCUCAGAACGUGCAGCCUCCACUGCUCUAAAGGCAGACACCACCACUAGCACCACCACUACCACCACCAUCGUCGCAGUCUCUAAUGCCACCUCAGCUCCUGUCUCAACUUCUGGAAAUCCUGGUAGAACAGAUUCUCCUGCUGGCACCACUGCCAGUGCAGCCACUAAACCUAUAAGGGCAGAUACGGCAGUCUCUAAUGAAAGCUCAGGUCCUGCUUCUACAGCUGAAAGUCCAGCCUCUACUCUAGGCUCUUCUACAAGCCCUCUUCCGGCUGUCUCCACAGGGGCGAGUGAAGGCACAACGGCUGUGUUUAAAGGAAAUUCAGCUCCUGUCACCACAUCUGAAGGUGUAGGCAGUUCAAAAGAACCUAAUGGAACGGCAGGUCCUGUUGUCUCCACAGCUGGGGGACAGGCCAGUACACUACCACCUACUGGAAGCUCGGCUCCUGCUUUGUCUACCUCUGGCACAAGUGGGCUGAGGGCAGCCUCUAAUUCAACAGCACCUCCUGUCUCCCCAUCUCAACAACCUGUGAACACAGCAGAACUUGCUCUCACCUCACCAAAUGCAGCCCCAACUUCUGAAAAAGCAGAAACCACAAGUACAACCAGCACCAGCACCAGCACCACCACAACCACCAAAACGGUCUCUUAUGGAUCAUCAGCUGCUGUCUCCACAUCUGGACAACCUGGCUCUUCUAAAGGACCAGCUGGUACCUCAGGCAGUGCAGCCUCCACUUCUGGAAAUGCAGACACCACCACGACCACCACCACAACCACCAGCACAGCCAACCCCACCACCACCACAACCACCACCACGAUUGUACUCUCUAAUGAAACAAAACCUGUUGCCUCCACAUCUGUAAAAGAUGGCACACCAGCAGAACCAUUUGCCACCUCGCCCAAUGCAGCCCCCACUUCUGAAAAAGCAGACACCACAACCACGACCAGCACCAGCACCAGCACCACAACCACCAGCAUUACCACCAUGGCAGUCUCUAAUGGAACGUCAGCUGCUGUCUCCACAUCUGGUCAACCUGGCUCUUCUAAAGGACCCGCUGGUACCUCAGGCAGUGAAGUCUCCACUUCUGGAAAAAGAGACACCACCACGACCACCACCACCACCAGGAUUUCAGUCUCUAAUGAAACAACAACUGUUGCCUCCAUAUCUGUAGAAACUGGCACACCAGCAGAACCCUUUGGUACCUCAGAACGUGCAGGCUCCACUGCUCUAAAGGCAGAUACCACCACUAGCGACACCACCACCACCACCAUCGUCGCAGUCUCUAAUGCCACCUCAGCUCCUGUCUCAACUUCUGGAAAUCCUGGUAGAAGAGAUUCUCCUGCUGGCACCACUGCCAGUGCAGCCACUAAACCUGUAAGGGCAGAUACGGCAGCCUCUAAUGAAAGCUCAGGUCCUCCUUCUACAACUGAAGGUCCAGCCUCUACUCUAGGCUCUUUUACAAGCCCUGUUCCUGCUGUCUCCACAGUGUUGAUGGAUGUCACAACAGCUGUAUCUAAAGGAAAUUCAGCUCCUGUCACCACAUCUGAAGGAGUAGGCAGUUCAACAGGCCCUAAUGGAACCGCAGGUCCUGUUGUCUCCACAUCUGAGGGACAGGCCAGUACACCAGCACCUACUGGAAGCUCAGCUCCUGCCUUGUCUACUUCUGGCACAAGUGGGCUGAGGGCAGCCUCUAAUUCAACAGCACCUCCUGUCUCCCCAUCUCAACAACCUGUGAACACAGCAGAACUUGCUCUCACCUCACCAAAUGCCGCCCCCACUUCUGAAAAAGCAGAAACCACAAGUACGACCAGCACCAGCAACAGCACCACCACCAGCACCACCAAAACGGUCUCUAGUGGAACAUCAGCUGCUGUCUCCACAUCUGGACAACGUGGGUCUUCUACAGGACCAGCUGGUACCUCAGGCAGUGCAACCUCCACUUCUGGAAACGCAGACACCACCACGACCACCACCGUAACCACCAGCACAGCCAACCCCACCACCACCACAACCACCACCACGAUUGUACUCUCUAAUGAAACAACACCUGUUGCCUCCACAUCUGUAGAAGAUGGCACACCAGCAGAACCACUUGCCACCUCGCCCAAUGCAGCCCCCACUUCUGAAAAAGCAGACACCACAACCACGACCAGCACCAGCACCAGCACCACAACCGCCAGCAUUACCACCAUGGCAGUCUCUAAUGGAACGUCAGCUGAUGUCUCCACAUCUGGUCAACCUGGCUCUUCUAAAGGACCCGCUGGUACCUCAGGGAGUGCAGCCUCCACUUUUGGAAACGCAGACACCACCACGACCACCACCACAACCACCACCACCACCACGAUUUCAGUCUCUAAUGAAACAACAACUGUUGCCUCCAUAUCUGGAGAAACUGGCACACCAGCAGAAUCCAUUGGUACCUCAGAACGUGCAGCCUCCACUGCUCUAAAGGCAGACACCACCACUAGCGCCACCACUACCACCACCAUCGUCGCAGUCUCUAAUGCCACCUCAGCUCCUGUCUCAACUUCUGGAAAUCCUGGUAGAACAGAUUCUCCUGCUGGCACCACUGCCAGUGCAGCCACUAAACCUAUAAGGGCAGAUACGGCAGUCUCUAAUGAAAGCUCAGGUCCUGCUUCUACAGCUGAAAGUCCAGCCUCUACUCUAGGCUCUUCUACAAGCCCUCUUCCGGCUGUCUCCACAGGGGCGAGUGAAGGCACAACGGCUGUGUUUAAAGGAAAUUCAGCUCCUGUCACCACAUCUGAAGGUGUAGGCCGUUCAAAAGAACCUAAUGGAACGCCAGGUCCUGUUGUCUCCACAUCUGAGGGACAGGCCAGUACACCACCACCUACUGGAGGCUCGGCUCCUGCUUUGUCUACCUCUGGCACAAGUGGGCUGAGGGCAGCCUCUAAUUCAACAGCACCUCCUGUCUCCCCAUCUCAACAACCUGUGAACACAGCAGAACUUGCUCUGACCUCGCCAAAUGCAGCCCCCACUUCUGAAAAAGCAGAAACCACAAGUACAACCAGCACCAGCACCAGCACCAGCACCACCACCACCACCACCAAAACGGUAUCUCAUGGAUCGUCCGCUGCUGUCUCCACAUCUGGACAACCUGGCUCUUCUACAGGACCAGCUGGUACCUCAGGCAGUGCAGCCUCCACUUCUGGAAAUGCAGACACCACCACGACCACCACCACAACCACCAGCACAGCCAACCCCACCACCACCACAACCACCACCAGGAUUGUAAUCUCUAAUGAAACAACACCUGUUGCCUCCACAUCUGUAGAAGAUGGCACACCAGCAGAACCACUUGCCACCUCGCCCAAUGCAGCCCCCACUUCUGAAAAAGCAGACACCACAACCACGACCAGCACCAGCACCAGCACCACAACCACCAGCAUUACCACCAUGGCAGUCUCUAAUGGAACGUCAGCUGAUGUCUCCACAUCUGGUCAACCUGGCUCUUCUAAAGGACCCGCUGGUACCUCAGGGAGUGCAGCCUCCACCUCUGGAAACGCAGACACAACCACGACCACCACCACAACCAACACCACCACCACGAUUUCAGUCUCUAAUGAAAUAACAACUGUUGCCUCCAUAUCUGGAGGAACUGGAACACCAGCAGAAUCCAUUGGUACCUCAGAACGUGCAGCCUCCACUGCUCUAAAGGCAGACACCACCACUAGCGCCACCACUACCACCACCAUCGUCGCAGUCUCUAAUGCCACCUCAGCUCCUGUCUCAACUUCUGGAAAUCCUGGUAGAACAGAUUCUCCUGCUGGCACCACUGCCAGUGCAGCCACUAAACCUAUAAGGGCAGAUACGGCAGUCUCUAAUGAAAGCUCAGGUCCUGCUUCUACAGCUGAAAGUCCAGCCUCUACUCUAGGCUCUUCUACAAGCCCUCUUCCGGCUGUCUCCACAGGGGCGAGUGAAGGCACAACGGCUGUGUUUAAAGGAAAUUCAGCUCCUGUCACCACAUCUGAAGGUGUAGGCAGUUCAAAAGAACCUAAUGGAACGGCAGGUCCUGUUGUCUCCACAUCUGAGGGACAGGCCAGUACACCACCACCUACUGGAAGCUCGGCUCCUGCUUUGUCUACCUCUGGCACAAGUGGGCUGAGGGCAGCCUCUAAUUCAACAGCACCUCCUGUCUCCCCAUCUCAACAACCUGUGAACACAGCAGAACUUGCUCUGACCUCGCCAAAUGCAGCCCCCACUUCUGAAAAAGCAGAAACCACAAGUACAACCAGCACCAGCACCAGCACCACCACCACCACCACCAAAACGGUAUCUCAUGGAUCGUCAGCUGCUGUCUCCACAUCUGGACAACCUGGCUCUUCUACAGGACCAGCUGGUACCUCAGGCAGUGCAGCCUCCACUUCUGGAAAUGCAGACACCACCACGACCACCACCACAACAACCAGCCCACCCAACUCCACCACCACCACAACCACCACCACGAGUGUACUCUCUAAUGAAACAACACCUGUUGCCUCCACAUCUGUAGAAGAUGGCACACCAGCAGAACCAGUUGCCACCUCGCCCAAUGCAGCCCCCACUUCUGAAAAAGCAGACACCACAACCACGACCAGCACCAGCACCAGCACCACAACCAUCAGCAUUACCACCAUGGCAGUCUCUAAUGGAACGUCAGCUGAUGUGUCCACAUCUCGUCAACCUGGCUCUUCUAAAGGACCCGCUGGUACCUCAGGCAUUGAAGUCUCCACUUCUGGAAAAGGAGACACCACCACGACCACCACCACCACCACGAUUUCAGUCUCUAAUGAAACAACAACUGUUGCCUCCAUAUCUGGAGAAACUGGAUCACCAGCAGAACCCGUUGGUACCUCAGAACGUGGAGCCUCCACUGCUCUAAAGGCAGACACCACCACUAGCGCCACCACCACCACCACCAUCGUCGCAGUCUCUAAUGCCACCUCAGCUCCUGUCUCAACAUCUGGAAAUCCUGGUAGAACAGAUUCUCCUGCUGGCACCACUGCCAGUGCAGCCACUAAACCUGCAAGGGCAGAUACGACCACUACCACCACAGCUGCUCCCACGGCAGUCUCUAAUGAAAGCUCAGGUCCUGCUUCUACAGUUGAAAGUCCAGCCUCUACUCUAGGCUCUUCUACAAGCCCUGUUCCUGCUGUCUCCACAGUGUUGAUGGAAGUCACAACAGCUCUGUCUAAAGGAACUUCAGCUCCUGUCACCACAUCUGAAGGAGUAGGCAGUUCAACAGGCCCUAAUGGAACCGCUGGUCCUGUUGUCUCCACACCUGGGGGACAGGCCAGUACACCAGCACCUACUGGAAGCUCAGCUCCUGCCUUGUCUACCUCUAGCACAAGUGGGCUGAGGGCAGCCUCUAAUUCAACAGCACCUCCUGUCUCCCCAUCUCAACAACCUGUGAACACAGCCGAACUUGCUCUCACCUCCCCCAAUGCAGCCCCCACUUCUGAAAAAGCAGACACCACAACCACGACCAGCACUAGCACCAGCACCACAAUCACCAGCAUUACCACCAUGGCAGUCUCUAAUGGAACGUCAGCUGCUGUCUCCACAUCUGGUCAACCUGGCUCUUCUAAAGGACCCGCUGGUACCUCAGGCAGUGAAGUCUCCACUUCUGGAAAAAGAGACACCACCACGACCACCAACACCACCACGAUUUCAGUCUCUAAUGAAACAACAACUGUUGCCUCCAUAUCAGGAGAAACUGGCACACCAGCAGAACCUAUUGGUACCUCAGAACGUGCAGCCUCCACUGCUCUAAAGGCAGAUACCACCACUAGCGACACCACCACCACCACCAUCGUCGCAGUCUCUAAUGCCACCUCAGCUCCUGUCUCAACAUCUGGAAAUCCUGGUAGAACAGAUUCUCCUGCUGGCACCACUGCCAGUGCAGCCACUAAACCUAUAAGGGCAGAUACGGCAGUCUCUAAUGAAAGCUCAGGUCCUGCUUCUACAACUGAAAGUCCAGCUUCUACUCUAGGCUCUUCUACAAGCCCUGUUCCUGCUGUCUCCACAGUGUUGAUGGAUGUCACAACAGCUGUAUCUAAAGGAACUUCAGCUCCUGUCACCACAUCUGAAGGAGUAGGCAGUUCAACAGGCCCUAAUGGAACCGCUGGUCCUGUUGUCUCCACAUCUGGGGGACAGGCCAGUACACCAGCACCUACUGGAAGCUCAACUCCUGCCUUGUCUACCUCUGGCACAAGUGGGCUGAGGGCAGCCUCUAAUUCAACAGCACCUCCUGUCUCCCCAUCUCAACAACCUGUGAACACAGCCGAACUUGCUCUCACCUCACCAAAUGCAGCCCCCACUUCUGAAAAAGCAGAAACCACAAGUACGACCAGCACCAGCACCACCACCACCACCACCAAAACAGUCUCUAGUGGAACAUCUGCUGCUGUCUUCACAUCUGGACAACCUGGCUCUUCUACAGGACCAGCUGGUACCUCAGGCAGUGCAUCCUCCACUUCUGGAAAUGCAGACACCACCACGACCACCACCACAACAACCAGCACAGCCAACCCCACCACCACCACAACCACCACCACGAUUGUACUCUCUAAUGAAACAACACCUGUUGCCUCCACAUCUGCAGAAGAUGGCACACCUGUAGUACCAGUUGCCACCUCUCCCAAUGCAGCCCCCACUUCUGAACAAGCAGACACCACAACCCCGCCUAGCACCAACUCCAGCACCAGCACCACAUCCAACACCAUUGCAGUCUCUAAUGGAAUGUCUGCUGCUGUCUCCACAUCUGGACAAUCUGGCUCUUCUACAGGACAAGCUGGUACCUCAGGCAGUGUAGCCUUCACUUCUGGAAAAGCAGAUUCCACUACUACCACCAGCAUCACCACUACCACAGCCAUCUCCUAUGCAGUUUCUAAUGUAACCUCACCUUUUGUCUCUACCCUCGGAGAAAAUGGUGAAGUACCAGAACCUGCUUUUACCUCAGCUAAUGAACUUUCCACUACUGUCGAAGCAGACAACAGUCCUUCCUUCACAACCUCCACUUCUCUUGCAGUUUCUAAUUUAACAUCAGCUGGUUUCUCCUCAUCUGAAGAACCUGGUACAUCAGUAGGCCCUGCAGAUACCUCAGCUGGUUCAACGAUCACUUCUGUAAAAGCAGACAAUACCACUAGCACCACAAUGACCACCUCCCUUGCAGUCCCUAUUCCCAAAUCACAUGUUGCCUCCACAUCUGGAGUACCUUUUUCACCAUCAGGAUCUUCUGCUACCUCAACCAUUGCAGUUUCUAUUUCUAGAAUAGUUUACACUACCACCACUGCCACCACUCUGGCCGCGCUUAAUGAAACCUCAGCUCCUGCCUCUACACCUGCAAGCCUUUCCCCCUCCACAGUCUCUGCUGAAAGCUCAACUCCUGCUCUUUCCACAGCUGACGCUAAUGGCCUGAGCGCAGGCUCAAAUAUAAUCUCAGCCUCUGUCUCUACCUCUGGAUAUCCUGGUACCACAGUCACAAUAUCAGCAGGGACAACUGGAAUCUCAGCCAAAUCAAAUGUAGCAAGAGGAAGAACCUCCAGUAUGCCAGAGGCUACAACUUCAACAAAUAAUAGUGGCUCCGAUGGGAACACAAUCACAGCAGGGUCCACCAGUGCACCUGUGAGUGUGACUAAGGAAUCUGGAAGUUCCAGCCAAGAAGCCACAAGUUCCACAGGAGUCAGUGGAACCAAUGCCACAGGAGGCAACACAGGGAAAGUGUGUAAAGUCACAGGGCUGCACACGUUCCAAAUGUUCAUGUUCCAAGCUCUGUCCCAUCUCAGUUCAGAGGCUACAACUUUUACAGAUGUUGGAGAAUACCCUGGAGUUAGAACAGCAACUAAGUCCACCUCGGUACCACCUGGAGUCACAACCAGCCCCAGCACAUCCCAGCAAGCAACUGCUGCAAAUCCAACAGAAAGUCAAGACACCGAGAAUAAAACAGUGUGUCCAAGCACGCUCCCACCAGCCCCAGCGUGCUAUGGUCCACUGGGAGAAGAGAAAUCCCCUGGAGACGAAUGGAUAUCAAAUUGUCAUCAGUGUACCUGUACAGAAGCACAGGCCGUAGAUUGCAAGCCUAAAGAGUGUCCUUCUCCGCCCACAUGCAAAGCUGGAGAGAAAUUAGUCAAGUUCAAAUCCAAUGACUCCUGCUGUGAGAUUGGCUACUGCGAACCAAGAACAUGUUUAUUUAACAAUACUGAUUAUUCGGUUGGUUCAUCCUUUGAUGACCCUAACAACCCAUGUCUCUCCUACACCUGCAGCACCACAGGCUUGGUGGCCGUGGUUCAGGAUUGCCCAAAGCAAACAUGGUGUGCAGAAGAAGACAGAAUCUAUGAGUCAAAUAAGUGUUGCUAUAAAUGUAAGAGAAACUGCAGGACUACUCCUGUGAAUGUGACCAUUAAGUACAACGAUUGUAGGAAGAGGAUUGAGAUGGCAAGAUGUGUAGGAGACUGCAAAAGAACUGUCAAGUACAAUUAUGAGACCUUUCAAUUGGAGAAUUCCUGCUCUUGCUGCCGUGAGGAAGAAUAUGAGUUCAGGGAGAUUGCACUUGACUGUUCUAAUGGCAGCACCAUCCCUUACAGAUACAGGCACACCACAACCUGCUCAUGUCUGGACCAAUGUGAACAUUCCACAGCCAGUUAAUUCCUGCAUUGCUUUUCCGGUUACUCUUAUUUUAGAAGGCUAGAAAAAUAGUCAUUAUGGAUACGUAUGAGUAUGUCUUAUUCCAAAGGUGAUGCUCACAAUGAGGCUUUGUUGUUAUUCUGUCAUUGAUACUGGCUGGAAAAUAAAUGCAAUGGUACAAGG